Molecule: messenger RNA, 1179 nt
Organism: Colletotrichum gloeosporioides
Lineage: Eukaryota; Fungi; Ascomycota; Sordariomycetes; Glomerellales; Glomerellaceae
Exons: 1
Coding region: 1-1179 (392 amino acids)
Source: RefSeq, a predicted model, not a curated record
AUGGGACGCCCUCACCGUCGAGCACCCGAUAUCGAUUUGGAUGGCUCUUACCAGCCGCAUGCAUAUCAGUAUAACCGACCGGCAGCCGCCCCAUACGACGACCCAUAUCCUCCCAGGGGUCGCAGCCCGGGACCCCGCCGUCGCCACAGAUCUGAGCCUACAGCCGCACCCGUCGCCUAUUACGACGACAAAUCGCAAGAACAUGCUCAAAAGAAAGAUCCUCGCGAAGGUCGCAGGCACCGCAAAGAGCGCAAGGACACCGUACUGGACGAACACAUAGCUCCGGUAGAUACAAGGCGUGAUCGCAAAGCUCCUAAGGAAAGCUACCACGACGACUACGAUGAAGCCCUUCCUCGGCGAGCGCGAAGCCAUGGGCCCUCCGCGGGGGACUCGUAUCGGGCCACCAAUGAUCGAGAAGGCUUCGACACAUACGCGCCCGCAUCUCGUCGGGGUCGUGAGCGACAAUAUGCCUACCACCCGCCCCGAACAAGCGAGACAAGACGCGCCAAAUACUCUGACUAUGACCCAGAAAUGCGUCCCAGUAAUACGCGUCGCUCCCGUUACGCCGACUACGAUCCGGAGCCUCGGAUCAGCGACAGGAGAAGGUCACGUCACGCCGAGGAUGACGGCGCUGUUCCGCGUAGGGCUAGCGCGACAUAUCGUGCUCGACAUUCAGACUACCAGACCGACCCGCGUAGACGCUCUACAGAACGUGCGGCCCCGAGCCGCGGUAAUGGGAAUAAUGACUCGCCAGGCCGCUUUGUCCAGCCAGGGCAGGAACGAUCCGCAAGGGGUCAGUCUGUGCCCAGGAAUCCUGCCGUAGGAAACGCCGCGCGAGGAGCUCGGCCCCGGGCGAAGUCUGCCGUUGGGUACGCAGCUCUUGGUGAAGCUGCCCAGACCGCCUUUCGUGUUGGCAGCCAAGCGGCCUAUCAGAUGCGUAAUGAGCCCGGGCCUUGGAUCGGCGAGAAGGGCACCAAAGUAGCUACAGCUGCCCUAGGUGCUGCUUUGGUGGACACGUUUGUUGGCCACAAGGCUUCUGGUAUGAAAGGCGGCAUGCGGCAUCAAGCAUUGCGUCAGGCAUGCGAGAUGGGCAUACGCAACUUUGUGAUGCAGCCCGCGGUCAACAGUGCCAAUAGCUACGGUGGAAGUGGGGGUGGCAGUGGACGCAGACGUCGGUGA